AUGUCCCUGAAGAAGGAGAUGUGGGAUUCCAACGAAAAGACAUGCGACGAUUCGAACCAGCCUAUACUUGUCGUGGACCUGAUUAGAUCAAUCUUGGAACGUUUGAGCUUUGUUGAUUUCCAUCGAGCCAGAUGCAUUUCUUCAUUAUGGUACACUGCUUCGGAAUCAUGCAUCGGAGGACCAUCAACUCCAUGGAUCAUCCUCUUUCCGAACGAAUUUGUUGAAAGAAACAACGAUUCAUACUAUAACAACGAUUUCCACGUUUUGAAUCUGUUUACUCGAGAGAGGAUUCCUCUUCCGUCUCUAGAAUCAACCGAUGGAUUUCCGAUGAAUAUUACGAAUAGACUAGACACUGCGGUUUUGUGGGUAGAUGAAAAAAGCAGAGAUUACUUAGUUGCUUGGAGUUACGGUGACAUUUUUGCAUAUCGCAAGAAUGGAGAUGGAAACAAUAGCUGGAAAGUGAUUGAGCCUUUAAAGAAUCAACGAUGCGUUGAUAUGGUGUGUAAAGAAAGCAAGCUUUACGUGUUUAGUGAUACUCGAGUCACUGUGUUUGAUUUCUCCCGUAGUGAUUCUCCAAUGGAAUGUGCAAUUUUGGUCAUUGCUAGCAGAGUGGAACCACAUCCUGGGACGUUCUUAUUCUUCGUCUACAAGUUGGAUCCUAAGUCAUCAAAAUGGAGCAUAAUCAAAUCUAUAGGGGACGAAGCAUUGAUUUUGGAUCUUGGAAUAAUUGUUGCAGCAAAAGAUGGAGUUAUGAAAAAUUGCAUAUAUUUAGUAAUGAUCAUUUUCAUAAGUACAGUGGGAUUAGUCUAUGCGGUGAUAACGGAUGCUCGUUGGUUUUUCCCCACUAUCGGUGGAAAAUGUUUGCUUUAA
Molecule: messenger RNA, 870 nt
Organism: Arabidopsis thaliana (thale cress)
Lineage: Eukaryota; Viridiplantae; Streptophyta; Magnoliopsida; Brassicales; Brassicaceae
Product: F-box/kelch-repeat protein, putative (DUF295)
Exons: 4
Coding region: 1-870 (289 amino acids)
Source: RefSeq, marked reviewed